This is a messenger RNA of Cervus elaphus (red deer), 231 nucleotides long. Its product is annotated as COMM domain-containing protein 6-like. NCBI's taxonomy places the organism in Eukaryota, Metazoa, Chordata, Mammalia, Artiodactyla, Cervidae. The record is from RefSeq and is a predicted model, not a curated record. Bases 1 to 231 code for a protein of 76 amino acids. The transcript has a single exon. Gene Ontology annotation, molecular function: NF-kappaB binding.
AUGGAGGGGUCUAGUGAGCUACGGAUGGAUACUAAGUCCAAGGUCACCAGCCAACUCGUAGAUUUUCAGUGGAAGCUGGGUAUGGCUGUGAGCUCGGACAGCUGCAGAUCACAUAAGUAUCCUUAUGUUACAGUGAUGCUCAAGGUGGCAGAUCAUUCAGGCCAAGUAAAGAACAAGUCCUUUGAAAUGACAGUUCCACAGUGUCAAGAUUUCUACAGACAGUUCAAGUAA